This is a messenger RNA of Stylophora pistillata, 1898 nucleotides long. RefSeq lists its product as uncharacterized. The record is from RefSeq and is a predicted model, not a curated record. Lineage: Eukaryota; Metazoa; Cnidaria; Anthozoa; Scleractinia; Pocilloporidae.
CUUUGCACCUUGUUAGUCGAGGCUGAGCGCAAAAGCCUCUAAUUACGAGCACAGUGCAACAAACAAGUUUUAUUGGUAGCCGAACCUAUGUUAAUAUAAGCCGAUAUGGUAGGCGAACUAACAAAAGGUCCGUCGAUAUGAAAGUGGAAGAUAUUAAGUGGUACAGUCCUUUGGAGUUCUUUGUUGGAGCUAUUUUUAGUUUUGCUGAUCCCAUCACCGACAUAUUCACACUGAUGGAAUUCUAUCGCACGGAUCACAAGACAUGGUUUGGCGUGGGGCUUGCUUUCGUUCUUUUUCCGUGUUUGGUGUUUCCAGUAUUGUUCUUUCAUAUCCGCCUUGAUGACGCUAAUAAUUUACCUUCACGAUAUGCAAAAACUGCUUUUUGUGCAUUCCAUCCAUUUUCAGCAGCCUUCGCAAGAAUUGAAGCUUCGAUCUUCUGUCUCAAGAUACGGUGGUUUGGAAGUGAUGAAAUCGACAAGGAUGCCUCUGACAAAGCUGAAAAUUUACUCGAUCAUAUUGCUUUUGCUGUGCUCUUUGAGGCAGUCCUUGAGUCCGCCCCGCAAUUUAUAAUCCAGUUGUACGCCAUGAGUGUUCAAGAGGAACCAGUUGCAUAUAUUCAAAUGAUUUCUUUACCUGUCUCUUUCUUCACUCUGGCCUGGGCUUUCACAGCCACUGAUGAGGACAUUCUCAUCCGAUACGACAUAAUAUCAAGUGGCAGUGAACUGAAAGUAAAACACAAAGUUGCAUUGUAUACAACUCAAUUACUUCUCCUGAGCAGUCGAUUGUUCGCCAUCUGUUAUUUCACCGUCAGCUACAAGUGGUGGGUUAUUAGCGUGUUAUCACUUCAUUCUUUUGCUGUGGUAGUAGCGAUUCUUUAUCUGAAUGGAGAAGGAUGGACUGUAAAACAUGCCCUUUUUAUGAUAUUCUUUAUGGGAAUUCACUGUCUGAGAGAUGAUGCUUCGAUUCUCUUCUUCGAUGAAAGCACAGAAUUAAAUUAUUUAUUACGUCAAAACUUGGUACUGUUUACCUGUCACUGUCUGUGUGUGUGUGAUCAGUGUUGUUGGCUCCACAAUGAGAACUGUUUUACUUUAUUGGCUAUGGAAGAAAGCUACCGACGGUUCACAAGCGGCGAACAGCAGUGACGCGAACGGCAGUAAUGUAAAUACAUUAGUUGAUUAGUGUUGCAUUAGCUUCGUCUAAUGUAGUAAUUCGUUUAUAUUUAGCUUGUAGCCGUACUAGUUGAAUUUUUGAGGUCCCAAGUUAUUUAGGUUAAAGCUAUCGAGCCAGAAAGUAUUUCAAUUGUAACCGUCUUGUUUAAUUUCCAUUAUUGUACGUGUUUAGUUUUUUCUCCUACUAACCUCACCUUUGAGCCUCACGAAAGUUUUUGUUUUGGCUUACGCAGUCAGCGAUUGAUUCAUUUGAUCAGAAGCAUUAGUACAUUGUUGUUUGUAUGUGAAAUUCUUGUAAAUUAAAAUAUUUGGGUUGGUGUUCUAAAAACAGAAAGUGUUAAUCUUCCAAAGUCAGUUGACCAGCAUGUCCACUCAUGCCUAUCGAUAGCCAAUAUAUAAGUAUAUACUUUACAGUUGGCUUAGUAGAAGUAGGCAUUAAGUCAGAAGUAAGUAGUCAGUGGGAAAUAGAGGAAUGCGAUUCAGAGUGUAAGCAUAAAAAUAGAUUUAUCAGAGUAUUACUCAAACGUGAGUAGUUUUAAAGUUAUGAAAAAUCAUGAUGAUUUUACUAAACUGGUAGAUAUCUUAAUCAGUUUAGGGUUUUCACUUAUUUUCAUAUGUCAGUAAAAGACUCUAAUUCAGCGGGCACAUAAGAUGUGACAAAUACUUUUAAAUUUGUUACUCAAGCGGUAGAAGGAAGAAUAUAGAUACAUGACAGGCAGCGAGUAAUGG